Messenger RNA from Puntigrus tetrazona (Sumatra barb), 987 nucleotides. Its product is annotated as olfactory receptor 1M1-like. Gene Ontology annotation, molecular function: olfactory receptor activity; G protein-coupled receptor activity. The transcript has a single exon. Lineage: Eukaryota; Metazoa; Chordata; Actinopteri; Cypriniformes; Cyprinidae. Gene Ontology annotation, cellular component: membrane. Gene Ontology annotation, biological process: G protein-coupled receptor signaling pathway. Bases 4 to 987 code for a protein of 327 amino acids. The record is from RefSeq and is a predicted model, not a curated record.
GCCAUGAAUAACUUAAAUGCAAAUUAUUCCCAAAAUAUCUCUGUCGUUCGUCCUGAAUACUUUUUCAUCAGUGGACUUUCAGGUAUACCAGGCAGCGGCUAUUACUAUAUGUUUCUGUUUUUCAUUUAUGUCGUCGCUGUAAUUGGAAACUCUAUAGUCCUUCUUAUUAUAGCUUGCGAUCGGAAUCUGCACAGCCCAAAGUACAUCGGUGUGUUUAACUUGGCCUUGGCUGAUAUUGGUGAAACUAAUGCACUGAUUCCUAACAUGAUGAAGACCUUUCUUUUUGAGUCACAGUACAUCUCGUACAAUGCUUGUUUGGCUAACAUGUUUUUUGUUUACUUCUUUAAUACAAUACAGUGUGUCAGCCUUGUUGUCUUGGCAUUUGAUCGCUUUGUUGCUAUUUGCUUGCCUCUGAGAUAUCAUGCCAUUGUAAAUAACGCUGUCAUGUGUUCGGUUUUCUCAGUAAUGUGGAUGCUUAGCACGUUUCUGGUGGGCUUGACGGUAUCUUUGGUCACCCGUCUUUCAUUCUGCAAGUCCAGUGAGAUACAGAGUUAUUUUUGUGACCAUGGACCGGUGUAUAGAAUGGCGUGUAAUGACAACAGCGUGAAUUCGUUUCUGGCAAAAGUCCUCACAGCUGUCUAUUUCGCUGCUCCGCUGAUAAUAUUUUUGUCUUACCUUUGCAUCUUUUUCGCUUUAAGUAAAAUUACAACAUGGGAGGGGCGUAUAAAGGCCUUGAAGACCUGUGUUUCUCACCUGUUGCUAGUUGGAGUGUGUUUCUUUCCCAUAAUUGGCACAUACAUUGCUGCAAUAAUGCUUUCUUUGUCUCCCAAUGUGAGAAUCAUCAGCACAUCUCUGGCUUAUGCUGUUCCACCGAUGCUAAAUCCCAUGAUUUAUGUUUUAAACACAGCUGAAGUUAGAAACUUCAUUCGAACUGUGAUUAAAAAGAAGUCUUCAUCCAUUGUCCAGAGUAUUUCAGUCAAACAAUAA